UGUUCGGUUCAUUAUUCGCGUUUUCUUUUAUGUAUUGAACGACGAACGAAAAGUUUUGUUACAAAAUUAGUUGAAUGCAACAAAAUUUAUUUAUAUAAAACAUCAUACAUAUUCAGAAAAUUAAAUAUAGUUGGAAAGUGCUCGUCUACGUGUGCUUACAAAACAGUGUUGCAGAGAAAUCGGCGCAUUGCAGAACUGCCUCAUGAUGGAAGACGAUUCCGUGGAACUUGGUGGCGAAGGAGACAAAAAUAGCAAAGAAAGUAAACGGGACAUCACAACAAUACAAAUGGAAGAAAGCGAGGAGCUUAGUCAGGACUCGAGUGUGAUGAAUAACUCGCAAAGUGUAUUGGAAAAGAUUGCCAAUCUGUAUGCGGAGCAGCUAAUGUCAGACAUCAUUUUGGUAGUGGGUAAUGAACAGUAUCCAGCACACCGUGUAAUACUCUGCGCAAGUAGCGAGGUGUUCCAAGUGAUGCUUAUGAAUCCACAGUGGAAUGAGUGCCGCAAGCAUGUUAUCGAACUGGUCGAAGAACCGUGUUGUACUGCAGUAUUUCCGCAAUUUUUAAAAUAUUUGUAUGUGGGCCAAAUAAAAAUCUCACUACAGACGGUCAUGCCAAUGUUGGCGUUAGCAGACAAAUACAAUGUCAAGGAUCUCGUAGAGUUAUGUGUUGACUACAUGAUGAAACAUAUUGCUAAGGCCGCAACCCAAGGCUACCUUGUAUCAUGGUUACAGUAUACAAUCGCUUUUAGCCCUUAUCAUAAAGAGCUCACCGAAACAUUAAAACGUUUUUUAAAGUGGAAUUUAGAAAUGGUGAGCGAAUCGAAAGACUUUGUCGAAUUGGAUACGGCAAUUAUGGUGCUAUUACUGCAACAGAAUGAUAUUGUGGUGACUAGUGAGUAUCAAUUGUUUGGUAUAUUGCAACGUUGGCUUUUGCAUCGGAAAGAAGUAUUUGACAAUGACGACAUACUGACAUUAGAAGAAAAAAAUUCAGCAUUUUUGCAAUUGGUCGAGCAAACUGUUGUGCACAUACGAUUCGCAAUGAUGACGCCGCGUGAGUUGGCGCACUUGUUGCUCUUUCCACUGUUGGAAUACCACAAAGAGUAUAUCGUGCUGCGUAUGGCAAUAGGCAUGAGCUAUCAGUCAGGUCAGGAAGAACGUGUACGUGAGGUGCGAUACUCACCAGAGGGCAUGCUACAAUUUACACCGCGUCUUUACUCCAAUGACACGUGGAGUGUCAGCAUAUAUGUGAAAGAGUUUGAUCAAAUCGAAAAAUAUACAAAUUAUGUGACGUGCUUCUUUUCGCAACGGAAUAUUGCUGAAACCGAAGAUGACCACACUAUUACUUGGGAGAUUGAAUUUUUUCCACGCGGCGUCAAAUACAACAAGGCGAAAAUCAUUUGGGGUGAGGACGUGCCGGAGUUCUCGCUGAAAACUGUACGCCUACGUGCGACUUGCAAGUAUCCGCAGCUCUAUGAAGAACGUUUCAAGGUAGCUGUACUGAUCACUGGCGUGCAGAAUAAAAUCGAUCAUAUUCUUACCGUUCACGAGCGUACCGAAUAUUUUUCGAAUAAAGUGCGCGUUUUAAAUGUGGACAACCUUAUACCCUACGAUGAGCUGGCUUUGUCUUCCAUUAAACUGAGCCCGCAUCUGAUAGGCCCUGAACGCAAUAACUUGUCGAUACAAGUAAUAAUAGCUCCGAUGGGGCCAUAUACAUGUCGUGAUGCGCCACCAUUCGAUUUCAAGUAAAAUGCAAAGCAGUUUAAAUGUGUAAGCAGGUGUAAAAAAGUGCACACGUUGUGGCCAUCUGAAUAUAGGCGAUGCAUUUUAGUUUAGUGCAUCGUAAUUGAAUUGAAAAAUAUACAGGGUAUGCUUUCUUUCAUGUCGGUAUGUGAAUAUAAUUUAUAAUUUAUAAAUUUAAAAACAAACCGAUUUCUAUAUAUGCGGUACUUUUUUAUUUAAUUUGGUCCUUUACAAUUUAUUUAGACUAGGUUUUGGAUAAAUGCCGGAGUUAUUCAAUGCUUGCAUACCGACAUAACAGAUGGCACACCCGUUUUAUGUACAAUAUGUAUGCUUAAAAAUUAAUUAAGUUUAUUGAAUGCUGUAGUGGUUCGUUUUUUCUUUAUUUUGAAAGUAUUAUUUAUUAUUCUGCCUUAACACUUGUGUUUGCACUCACAAAUUGGCAUUCGAUGAUUUCAACAGCAAUAAAGGUUAAAACAUUUGUGUAAAUUUAGAAAA
Anastrepha obliqua is the source of this 2233-nucleotide messenger RNA. It is a transcript of the gene Tango10, whose product is annotated as BTB/POZ domain-containing protein 17. The transcript is spliced from 6 exons. Bases 203 to 1744 code for a protein of 513 amino acids. Gene Ontology annotation, molecular function: protein binding. The record is from RefSeq and is a predicted model, not a curated record. Lineage: Eukaryota; Metazoa; Arthropoda; Insecta; Diptera; Tephritidae.